AUUUCUUUGUCUACUCUCAUUGACCGAGUCUUUCAGCUCCUCGCGCCUCGUCUCCCCACCAAGAGCAUCCCUUGCUUCCCAGCUACAUCCACCGCGUCCCUUCUCCCAUACCUCACAAUGGCUCCCUCAACCCUCCCAGAGACCUCCCUUGACCCCACCGAGACCUCCAAUCGCCCCAAAAUCCUCAUCCCCGAAAAAGUCUCUCCCGAUGGCCUUGCCCUCCUCUCCCCCUACUUCGAAAUCCACCAGCCCAAGAACCUGUCAGCCGAGGACCUGCUGGCCCAAAUCCCCACCUACCAAGCCCUCAUAAUCCGCUCCGAAACAAAAGUCACAGCCUCCGUGCUUGCCGCAGCCACGAAACUGAAAGUCGUCGCCCGAGCUGGCGUCGGGGUUGACAAUGUCGAUGUGGACGCGGCUACGAAGAAUGGAAUCAUCGUCGUCAACAGCCCGAGCGGGAAUAUCGUUGCAGCAGCCGAACAUACAAUUGCGCUCCUCAUGGCUGUAGCACGUAAUGUGCCAGCUGGAGACCGCUCACUUCGCAAUGGAGGAUGGGAACGCUCGAAGCUCGUAGGCACAGAAGUAGGCGGGAAGACACUCGGCAUCAUCGGGCUAGGAAAGGUCGGGUUGAAAGUGGCGCGUAUGGGCGUUGGCCUAGGGAUGAAAGUCGUAGCCCUCGAUCCCUACGCCUCUCCUGACAUAGCUGCUGCUGCGAAUGUCACCUUGGUCGGAAAUCUCGAAGACCUUCUUCCUAGGGCGGACUUUCUCACUAUCCAUACGCCGCUUAUUGCGAGUACACUUGAUCUGAUUAGCACCAAAGAACUAGCAACGAUGAAGACAACUGCAAAGGUGCUGAAUGUAGCAAGGGGAGGAGUGUAUAACGAGCAAGCACUCUUCGACGCCUUAGAAGCCGGAAUAAUCGCAGGCGCAGGCCUCGACGUCUUCACGAGCGAGCCUCCGUCGCCAGGCUCCGCAGCCGAAGCACUCUGCCGGCACCCAAAGGUCGUCGCUACACCCCAUCUAGGAGCCUCUACCGUCGAAGCACAAGAAAACGUCUCCCUCGACGUCUGCGCCCAAGUCCUAUCCAUCCUGAACGGCGGCCUCCCAUCCUCUGCCGUCAACGCCCCUCUCAUCCUCCCCGAAGAGUACAGAAAACUCCAACCUUUCGUCCGCCUGAUCGAGAAGAUGGGCAGUCUCUACACACAACAUUACUCCUCCAAGCCCUCUUCUACCAUUGGCAAAGGUGUAGGCGGCAAGAAAUUCGAGCUCAUCUACGAAGGUGAACUCGCCUCUAUCUCAAACACGCGCCCUCUCUUCGCCGCUUUGGUGAAAGGUCUCACGUCCGCCAUCAGUGAUAGUGGAGGCCGGGACGUGAAUAUCGUCAACGCCUCGCUGAUCGCUAAGGAAAAGGGAUUGAUCAUCAACGAAACGCACACGCGGGAGUCUGCGAACCUAGUAUAUGCUUCUUUGGUCACGCUUCGCGCUACUUCAAGGCCUGGGGAACCGGGGCAGGUGAUAAGCGGGUACGUGAGUGGGAGAGGGAUCUACAUUUCCAGACUAGACCGCUUUAAUACUUCGUUUGUCCCCGAGGGGACGUUGCUUGUGCUGCACAAUUAUGACGAGCCGGGCAAGAUUGGUGGUGUGGGUGGGAUACUGGGCAGGCAUGGGAUCAAUAUUAAGUUCAUGUCUGUUGCGGCACUUGAUCGAGGGGGACGGGGCGCUUCGAUUGGCUGGCCUGGGUCCGGGUUUGGGGCGUCGGAGGCGGUGAGUGUGGAGCAGAGUGAGAGCGAGGCGGAGAAUGAGGCACUUAUGAUUCUAGGGGUUAAUGGGGCGGUGGGGAAGGAGGUUGAGGUUGAACUCAGGGAGGAGAAGGGGAUUUUGGAUGUUAGUGUUGUGCGGCUUUGAAUUUCCUUUGUCUUGGGAAUUGGACCGGUGGGAGAGGCGCAUUUUCAUUUUAGCUAGAUGAGUGGGAGGUUUUCCUUCUGGCUUGUCCAAGAAGGGGAUGGAGCCAUAGCGACUUGGUCAACGGCUCAGAAUUUCGUGGCCGGAAUAGGUGCAUAGUCAUGAUAGGGAUUGGAAAGCCGCAUUUUGCGUGAAUAAAAAGUUCAACAACAGAAUCAAUAAAAUUAAAGUUCAA
This is a messenger RNA of Hyaloscypha bicolor E, 2134 nucleotides long. RefSeq names its product d-3-phosphoglycerate dehydrogenase-like protein. Bases 118 to 1902 code for a protein of 594 amino acids. The record is from RefSeq and is a predicted model, not a curated record. Gene Ontology annotation, molecular function: phosphoglycerate dehydrogenase activity; NAD binding. Lineage: Eukaryota; Fungi; Ascomycota; Leotiomycetes; Helotiales; Hyaloscyphaceae. Gene Ontology annotation, biological process: L-serine biosynthetic process. The transcript has a single exon.